Molecule: messenger RNA, 3138 nt
Organism: Paramecium primaurelia
Lineage: Eukaryota; Ciliophora; Oligohymenophorea; Peniculida; Parameciidae
Source: the annotation of a GenBank genome assembly
AUGCUUUAAGUUGAUGUUUUAUAAUCAUCAAAUUACUUUAUUAAUAGAUUUUAAGUUUAUUUAGUACCAUAUUAACUUUUAGGUGCCUUUUUUAUAUUUUAUAUUACAGUAAAAGAUAAUAGUUUAACUCCUGCUAUAGGUAUUAUGAUAUAGACAAUUUUUGGUGUUGUUUUUGGUUAUUAUUUUGGAAAAAUAUAAAAUAAAUUUAUGCAUGCUAAAGAUGAAAGAAUGAGUGGUGUUGAUGAAGCAUUAUUAUAAAUUAAAUAAAUAAAAUUCAAUUGUUAUGAAACAUAUUUUGAAAAAAGAAUUGAAUAACUUAGAGCUAAAGAAUUAAAAUAUUUAAAGUAAUAAGUUCUUCUAUUAAUUUUUAUUUAAUUUAUGUAAAAUAUUUUGAGUUUUGCAACUUGGGAAUGUACAUUCUAUUUUGCUGAUUUUAUAACUUUUGCAAUUACAACUGUUAUUAUGUAAAAUUCAAGUUAAUUAAUGUAUUUAUUGUAAGCAUUUCCAAAUUAACUAAAAAAUUAUUAUGCUUCUAUUAAUUCUAUUAGUAGAAUUACUUCAUUUCUAAAAGAAAAUUAAAUUUCAUAAUGGAAUUAAGAUGAUGAUAGAAUGCAUGAUAUUAAAAUAGAUGGAAUAUUUAAUUGGAAAUAUAUUGAUGAUAAUUAAUAUCUUAAAUAAAAUUAAUAGUUUAAUUUGUAAUUAAAUGUUGUGAAAGGUUAAUAUAUAGUAAUUGUUGGAAAGUAUAUAUUAUAUUUUAUAUAUAGUUCUGCUUCUGGUAAAUCUACCAUUCUUAAGUCAAUCUUAAAUGAAACUAAUUGUGUUUCUGGCUAAAUAGUCAUCAAUGGAGAAAUAAGUUUAGCUACACAAGAACCAUGGAUUCUUAGUGAUACUAUUAAAAAUAACAUUAUCUAUAUGAAUAAAUAUGAUGAAAUGAGAUAUAAAAAAGUUAUGCAUGUAUGUGCAUUAGAAUAAGAUAUUAAUUAAUUUAUUAAUAAAGAUUAUACAUAAUUAAGUGAAAAAGGAGAUAAUCUAUCAGGAGGCUAAUAAAAAAGAAUCAAUCUAGCUAGAGCUGUUUAUAAAGAAGCAGAUAUUUAUUUAUUUGAUGAUCCAUUAAGUGCACUUGAUAUUAAAGUCAAAUGUCAUAUUUAUAAAGAAUGUUUUCUAAAAUUUCUUAAUGGUAAAACAAGAAUAUUAUUUACAAAUCAAUUGACAAAUCUAUAAGGAGUAGAUUAAAUCUAUUUAUUAUAAAAUGAUACAUUGGUUCCUUAUAAUCCUAAAAUUUCUAUAGAGGAAGAUAAAUUAAAUUUAAUUGAUAUCUAGUUUGAAAAUAAUCAUUUUGAAGAUAAAGAACCAUAAUCAAAAGCUUCUUUUACUUUAAUUAAUGAAGAUUAAAGAAUUGGAAAUAUAGAUACAUAAGUUAUCAAAACUAUUUUUUAAUUCUAAGGAGGUAUUUGGGCAAUAUUUGCUAUUAUUACUUAUUUUAGUGUUCUUAUGAUAUUAUCAACAUUUUCAAGCAAGAUUUUAUCAAAUCCUGAAUUAGAACCUGAUGAAUUUAGAAUAAUUGCCUUAAAAACCUUUCCUCUUUUUAAUAUUCCAAUAUAUAUUGCUAUUAUCUCUAUAACAGGAUAUUUCUUAUUAAUUGGUAUAAAGACUAGUUCCAUUAUUCAUAAGAAUAUUUUUAUUUCUUUAAUGAAAGCUUCAUUUACUUAAUUCUACAAUCAAAUUUUGAUUGGUAGAUUAAUGAAUAGAUUAAGUAAGGAUAUUUACAAUAUUGAUAUGCUAUUUCCUAAUCAAAUAUACAAUUUAAGUAUUUAAUUUACUAAUUUAAUAAUGCCUUUGAUUACUAGUUUAAUAUUUUUAAAUUACAUUGCUUAUCCAAUUGUAUUAAUUUUUGUUAUAAUUCUUGUUCUCUUUACAAUAUCAUACUAUAAAUGUUUAACAGAGAUGACUCGUAUAGAAUCAGUAUCAAAAAGUCCUGUAUUUUCAUAUUAUUAAUAAAUAAUGAGAGGUCUUUUGUUUGUUAGAUCAUGUCUUCCUAAAAAGUAUGUACUCUAAAAUCAUUAUAAUAAUAUUGAUUUAGAUUUAGGAAAUUAAAUGUAUUUGGCAGGAUUAUAAUAAUGGUUUUCAUAAGCUUCUAGUAUUAUUACUAAUAUCUUUUAAACUAUUUUAUUUAUAGUAUGUCUUCUAUUUCCAAAUGAUAAUCCAGCUAUGACUUAUUUAAUAGUAAUUUAAAUGUCUAAUGUAUCUUAAUUAUUAGUUACUGUAGCUAUCAGUUAUGGUAAUUUAUUAAUGUAUUCAAUAUCUUUUGAAAGAUGUUUACAUUUAUCAAAUGAUAUUGAAUAUGAUGAUUAUUCAUAAGGUAAUAUAAAUUCAAAAUAAAUUGGAACAAUUACAUUAUCAAAUGCAUCAUUUUAAUAUCCAAACAAUUAGAAAGAUGUAUUAUCUAAUAUUAGUUUAACAAUUGAAUCUGGUUAAAAAAUAGGUAUAGUUGGUAGAACUGGUGCUGGUAAGAGUUCAAUAAUAAUGGCUUUAAUGAGAAUGAUUCAUAUAACAAAUGGUGAUGUACAAGUUGAUGAAAUAGAUCUUAAUGAUUAUUCAUUAUAGGAACUAAGAAAGAAAUAUAGUGUUAUUCCUCAAGAAGCAUUGAUAUAUAAGGGAACUUUAAAAGAAAAUCUUGAUCCUUAUGGAUUAGUUGAUGAUUAAAAUUUAGAAAAGGUUUGUAAAGCUUGUUAACUUUAUAAUAUGAAAUCAUUUUAAGAUUAUAGAUUAAAUACAUAAAUAUAAUAAAGUGGUUGUAAUUUGAGUUUAGGAGAGAAAUAAUUGAUAACAAUAGCAAGAUGUAUGAUUGAAAAUAGAAAAAUUAUAUUAGUAGAUGAAGCAACUGCAAAUAUAGAUAAUCCAACUGAGGAAUUAAUAAAAAAUGUAAUAUAUAAUAAAUAAAUUUAGAUUUUUAAAGUACAUUUUAAAAAUUAAACUAUGAUAACUAUUGCCCAUAAAGUUUCAACAAUUAUGGAUUCUGAUAAAAUUGUUGUUUUGAGUGCAGGAUAAAUAAUUGAAUGUGAUUCACCAAAUAAUUUACUUAAAUAACCUUAGAGUGAAUUUAGAUAAAUAGUAGAUUUAAUAAAUAAGAAUUUAUGA